AUGGCUCCUAAGCGGAAUGCGCAAUCGACUCCGGCGGAGAUCUCUCUCGCCCACCUCAAGAACUGCUUGGUCAACCUCCCCGCAUCUUUGGUGUCGCUCCUAGUCAAUGUCAACACCCCUGCGCAGAAUGUCGUCGUCGAGCUCACUUACCGACCCUCCCCCGCGAGCGCCUCCGGGUCCGGCGCACCACAACAGAAGUCUGUGUUUGUUGGUUGGACAGGCAUGCCGAGUAAGCGCAAGGUCGCACCAGCUGUCGGAAGAGAUGGCAUCAACGGCGGCAGGAGUGGUGGUCGCGACCAAGAAGUGCCCCAGGUCGAGAUUGACGCGACACUCGCCAACACGCUUGGACUAUCGGACGGACAGAAGAUCACAGCAUCUAUACACGUCGAUCCUCCCGUCGCGCAUACUAUCAACAUCGAACCCCUCACUCCGGAAGACUGGGAAAUGAUUGAGCUUCAUGCGGCCUUCCUCGAGAUUAACCUCCAACACCAAGUCCGCGCCUUGCCGAACCCGAACUUCCUCUCGAGCUCCGGGACGAUAGUCCAACCGCACGCCUUGACGUUACACCUGUCACCAACUUCGACAGCUAACAUCAAGGUCGUCUCUUUCGAGCCCGCGCCGGCCACCGAUGUACCAUUUGUUAAAAUGUCCCCUGACGCCGAAGUCAUUGUCGCGCCGAAAACCCGUGCCAAGGCGGCGCAUUCCCUAGGAGAAAACCGCAGCGUGGCCAGCACCUCAAAGUCUAAAAGGAGUGGCGCGAGCACCGUCCGUAGGCGAAGUGCCCGUGAAGAGCGCAAGCCUGCCUUGUGUCUCAGAGGUGUCGACCAAACAGCAUGCAGAGAAUGGUUCGAUGAAGACAUUACCGAUCACGACUUCAGCGUGUGGGUAGAUCGCGACAUUCUCUACACCAAGGAUUUUAGAGGAGUCAACUAUGUAUCAGUCAAUAUUUUACGCCCGACCCCGCAACCGAGCACCAAUCCUCAAAAACCGCAGCAAGACGCCGAGGCAGCAUCGGGCGCUUCGAAAGUUGCAAGUAAGGUCAUUGCCCACUUGCGCGCUUGGGAUGAUCCUCCCGACAGCAAGACGAUCGCACUUUCGUCACCCCUGUGCGCGACGUUGGGCUUCACUGCCGCCGUUGGUGGCAUUGUCAAGAUCGAGCCUGCACCUCAGCAAUGGCCGCUCGAUGCUGUCCAAAAGUUGAUCAUUCACCCCUUUGCUGUGUCUCAGAAGUCGACGGAGGGUCUGAAGUUUGGCGGAGAGUCAAAGGCCGGGAAAGAAGAAGCUUCAAAGCAAUUCAAGCAUAUGUACGGAUCUCGCAAAGAUGCUUCGUCCCUUCUCAGUGGUCCUCUGACGGACGGGUCGGUACUUGGCCUUUACGAGGGUUUGGAGGCUCCCCAGGGAUGGGAAGGAGGCGUCGUCAAAUUCGAUCCGACUGCCAUGAACAGCGAUCCACUAAGAUCAUCAACAAAGUGGGUGCUGGGUCUGAGCGACAGAAUCACUAUUGAGUUUCGAGACCCGGUCCCUCGUCCGCCGUGGAUGAACGACGACGGUGCAGCAGAGCUCCAGCCCUCCUAUGAUGGCCAACUUGUGGGUAUCGAUAAAUUACUGCAAGACCUCCGAAGUCACCUCUCCCACCUUUCGUCAACACUUCUUACUGGCGCUCUGGGCUCUGGCAAGACGGCCGUGGCCAAGUCUUUAGCUCAUGAGCUUGGCAAAGACCUCCUGUUCCAUACUACCUACUUUCCGUGUCGAAAACUUGUCAAUGACGAGACAAGAGUUUCCACGAUUAAAGACACUCUGAAUCAGGUGUUUAUGUCGGCAAGCUGGGGCGCCAGACUGGGAGGUAAGGCGCUUGUGGUUCUGGACGACUUGGACAAGUUGUGCCCUGUGGAAACUGAACUGCAGGUCGGCAAUGAUAACGGAAGAAGCCGUCAAGUCAGUGAAAUAAUUGGCUCCAUUGUUCGCCAAUACUGCAACACAGAGAGCGGAGUGGUUCUUCUGGCAACAGCGGAAGGCAAAGAUUCUUUGAAUAAUGUCAUAAUUGGGGGCCACGUUGUCCGCGAGAUUAUCGACUUGAAGGCCCCGAACAAGGAAGCCAGGAGGAAGGUAAUGGAGUCUAUUGUGAGGCAAGACGCGGUUUCCCCGGAGGACCUUCCACAAAAGUCUCAUGAUGGGAGCCGGCCACCGACCGCCGAUGGCAGUGCCGCAGGUGAAGACAGCGCAUGGAUGGAUGCCGCCAGCCAAGGCAGCCGAGAACAACGAAAUGGCACAACAGGAGGCUUUGUUUUGGAUCACGACCUGGACUUCCUCGACAUCGCUGGUCUCACAGAUGGAUACAUGCCCGGGGACAUCAGCCUGCUCGUCGCGAGAGCUCGCAAUGAGGCAAUCAUUAGAUCGGUUAGCGAGGAGAACGAUGGAGGGGCAGUCAACUUGGGAAGGGUGGACUUCGACAGCGCCCUCAAGGGCUUCACACCAGCUUCCCUUCGGAACGUCUCGCUGCAGAGCUCGACUACGACUUUCAGCUCCAUCGGAGGUCUGACAGAAACUCGGCAAGUUCUCUUGGAAACAUUGCAAUACCCGACCAAGUACGCCCCUAUCUUCGAACAAUGCCCACUCCGGCUGCGGUCUGGUCUUUUGCUCUAUGGCUACCCUGGAUGUGGAAAGACGCUUCUCGCAAGUGCCGUCGCAGGAGAGUGUGGCCUUAACUUCAUCAGUGUCAAGGGACCCGAAAUUCUCAAUAAGUACAUCGGUGCGUCGGAAAAGAGCGUUCGCGACCUGUUUGAGCGCGCGUCGGCUGCCAAACCUUGUGUGCUGUUCUUCGAUGAGUUCGACUCCAUCGCGCCGAAGCGUGGACAUGAUUCUACGGGUGUGACGGACCGUGUUGUCAACCAACUUCUGACACAGAUGGACGGUGCGGAAGGUCUUUCUGGAGUAUAUGUCCUCGCAGCAACGUCUCGGCCCGACUUGAUCGAUCCCGCUCUUCUCCGUCCCGGUCGUUUGGACAAGUCUCUGCUUUGCGACAUGCCGACACUGGAAGAUCGUGUGGACAUCCUCAAGUCACUUUCCAGCAAGGUCAAGCUUAGCGAAGAACUUACCGAGUCCGACGAAGCUUGGACCGAGAUUGCGCGGCGGACGGAAGGGUUCUCUGGAGCUGAUCUGCAGGCUCUCGUGUCCAACUCUCAGCUGGAGGCGAUCCAUGAUGUGCUGGGCAAUGUCGGCCACACUCCGGCAACCAAUGGCAAGGUCAAUGGCAAAUCGUCCUCCCAAGGCUCAAUCCCCAGCUUUGUACAAUUUCGCUACGGGGAAGACGCCGCACCGACGACUAAGGCGGUCAGUCGGUCGGCCGAGCUGGUGGAAAACAACGCAAUCUUGGCCAAGUUGGAAAGCAUUAAACAAGCCCGUAAGAGGGUUAAGCAUGCUCAACGUCCCGAUGGCGAGGCGAAGCCGGUUAACGACAAGGAGGUUGUGGUGAAGUUGGAACACCUGAUGAAGGCGCUGGAUAGCACCAGAUCUAGUAUCAGUACGCAGGAACGCGCGAGACUGGGCAGGAUUUACAGAGAGUUCGUCGUUGGGCGAAGUGGUGAAAUGAGGGAUGGUCAAGGAAGCAUGGAAAUUGGUGGGCGAAGCAGUCUCAUGUGA
Colletotrichum karsti is the source of this 3639-nucleotide messenger RNA. RefSeq names its product peroxisome biosynthesis protein. Lineage: Eukaryota; Fungi; Ascomycota; Sordariomycetes; Glomerellales; Glomerellaceae. The record is from RefSeq and is a predicted model, not a curated record. The transcript is spliced from 2 exons. The coding region runs from base 1 to 3639 and encodes 1212 amino acids. Gene Ontology annotation, biological process: protein import into peroxisome matrix. Gene Ontology annotation, molecular function: ATP hydrolysis activity; ATP binding. Gene Ontology annotation, cellular component: peroxisome; peroxisomal membrane; cytosol.